This is a messenger RNA of Darwinula stevensoni, 430 nucleotides long. The record is from the annotation of a GenBank genome assembly. Lineage: Eukaryota; Metazoa; Arthropoda; Ostracoda; Podocopida; Darwinulidae.
GCUCACAGUGAGUGCUCACUGAGUGAAAAGUUCCACAAGAGGAAGGAAAGUCAGAGAUUUCGCUCCCAGGAUGAAGUUGGGCUAUUUCAUCUUCGCCGUGUUCGUCAUCGGUCCUGCCUGUGCUCAGUGGGAGGAAUUCAUCGGCCAAGUCGCCACAAAAGUGAUGGGACUGUGGAAGGACGAGCAGGUGGAGUUUCUGGGUCAUCGAUGCGACUACUCCAUGUCCCCCGGCUUCUACAGGUGGCAACUGUAUUACAAGACGAAAGUGAUGUGUCCUGGCUGGACCACCAUCAUCGGGCGAGCUAAGACCAAGAGUCCAAGCGGAUCUUUGGAGCACGCCACAAAGGACUUCGUGAACAAGGCUUUAAAAGCAGGACUGGUGACAGAAGAACAGGUGAAAGAAUUUAUUCGUGCCUAAAGAAAGAGACGA